Messenger RNA from Salvia splendens (bonfire salvia), 652 nucleotides. RefSeq names its product Copper transport protein family. Gene Ontology annotation, molecular function: metal ion binding. The transcript has 3 exons. The record is from RefSeq and is a predicted model, not a curated record. Bases 145 to 498 code for a protein of 117 amino acids. NCBI's taxonomy places the organism in Eukaryota, Viridiplantae, Streptophyta, Magnoliopsida, Lamiales, Lamiaceae.
ACCCAAAAAAAAAGAAGAAUUCAACCUUACAAUGCUAUCUAAUUACGUUACUUUUCCAUUUAAUCCAAUAUAUAUAAAGGAAAAUAUUUCGCUGUUUUCCGCUUUGCACAAAAAGGAGUUUUAUCCUUCCCCACCUCUUCUCUCAUGGCAGCUCAGAAGGUAGUGCUGAAAGUCUUGACCAUGACCGAUGAGAAAACCAAACAGAAAGCCAUAGAAGCAGCUGCUGAUAUCCUUGGGGUGGAUUCUAUUGCUGCUGAUCUGAGCAGUCAGAAGCUGACAGUGAUAGGGGAAAUGGAUGCUGUAGCGGUGGUGAAGAAAUUGAAGAAAGUGGGGAAGGUCGAUAUAUUGUCGGUGGGGCCCGCAAAGGAAGAGAAGAAAGAGGAGAAAAAACCAGAGGAGAAGAAACCGGAGGAGAAGAAACCGGAGGAGAAAAAACCAGAGGAGAAGAAACCGGAGGAGAAGAAACCAGAGGAGAAGAAGCCGGAGGAGAAGAAGUAGUAAUUGAUUCUACUUUUUUUGUAUUUUCAAUAAUAAAUGAAUUCUUCUGUGUUCUUACCAAGAAACGAAACUCAAUUGAAAAAAAAAACCCAUCUUUGUAUUGGAUUCAUCGGCUGGCGUUGGCAUUCUAUUCAAGAAUUCAGUGGUUUCUCUC